Drosophila kikkawai is the source of this 1139-nucleotide messenger RNA. RefSeq names its product exosome complex exonuclease Mtr3 (gene Mtr3). The record is from RefSeq and is a predicted model, not a curated record. Lineage: Eukaryota; Metazoa; Arthropoda; Insecta; Diptera; Drosophilidae. Gene Ontology annotation, biological process: poly(A)-dependent snoRNA 3'-end processing; rRNA catabolic process; nuclear mRNA surveillance. Gene Ontology annotation, cellular component: nucleolus; cytoplasmic exosome (RNase complex); nuclear exosome (RNase complex).
AUCGACCUCUGGCCACACUACUCAUCAAACCCAUGUUUUGUUUACGUUUUUUACCUCGUUGAAAACAUGUUGAGAGUUACUCAAGUAAAAAACAGCCUCUUGGAUGGCGCCUCCAUAGCAGAGGAGCUGUACUCAACGCCACAGGAUGGCGACAACUUCUUUGAGAGUCUGGAGAAACCGGCCAAGGAACCUGAAAACCUGGCCCCGCGCAACACAUUCAUUCGUGCCGGCGUUGUGACCACAGUAAGGGGCUCUGCCUACAUGGAAUAUGGAAACACAAAAGUCCUGGCCAUUGUCUCGCCACCAAAGGAGCUAAUCCGCGCCAGUGCUCGACGCAUGAACAUGGGCGUGCUCAACUGCUAUGUGAACUUUGCGGCCUUUGCCACUGGAGAGCUGGAAUCCGUGCCGGAGAGAGAACGCCUUCUGAGCAGCAUGCUGACCAAGGCCAUGGAGCCGGUUGUGUGCCGCACGGAGUUCCUCAACUUUCAGCUGGACGUCCGAGUGCUGAUCCUCGACGAUGAUGGCUGUCUGCUGAGCACGGCCAUUAAUUGCUGUGGCGUGGCCUUGGUGGAGUCUGGCAUUUCCACCUAUGACUUGAUCACGGCGUCCACAGCGUGUAUUUAUAGGGAUCACGUCUUCCUGAAUCCCAGCGCCAAAAUGGAGGAGCUGCUUUGGAAACACCGCACUGGCACUGGCACUAGCACUGGCUCAGACAGCAAAGAUAACACCAGCACCAAGUCAGUCCAGGAGCACGGCCUGAUCAUCACCGCCAGCUUGGACACUUUUGAACAGAUUGCACAGUGCCAGCAAUGCGGGUAUCUCAGCCCAGAAACAUACAUGAAGCUGAUGGACUACACCCUGGCUAUUAAUAAGUCGCUCCGCCAGCUGGUUAAGGGGGUCCUAACCGCGCGGGUGAGGGAGCAGCAUGAACUAGAUCUGCGCGAGAAGGCGGAGAGUGCUCUGGAGGAUCAGAGAUUGGCCGAGGUCAUUGAGCGGCUCAAGCUGCGGGGUCUGGAUGAGUUUAUACAGUCCAAUAUCAAGGAGGAUCCCUAUGUUAAAAAGCAAUAGGGGAACUGGAAAUAAAUUGCAGAAAGGAAGGUUUCAAAUUGUUUCAGAUAAAAACACUUUUUGCACUUAAA